This is a messenger RNA of Drechmeria coniospora, 780 nucleotides long. Its product is annotated as 3-hydroxyacyl-CoA dehydrogenase. NCBI's taxonomy places the organism in Eukaryota, Fungi, Ascomycota, Sordariomycetes, Hypocreales, Ophiocordycipitaceae. The record is from RefSeq and is a predicted model, not a curated record. The transcript has 3 exons. Gene Ontology annotation, molecular function: oxidoreductase activity. The coding region runs from base 1 to 780 and encodes 259 amino acids.
AUGAAGAUUGAAAAUCGCACAUUCAUCGUGUCUGGAGGCGCCUCGGGCCUGGGCAGAGCAUGCGUCGAGGACAUUGUCAAGCACGGCGGAAGCGCCGCCAUUCUGGACCUGAGCGAGGACGGAAAGACGUUUGCGGAUGAGCUCGGCCCGUCUGCCAGGUUCUUUGUCUGCGACGUGUUGGACUCGUCGAGCAUCGUCAAGGCCGUCGAGGGCACCGUCGAAUGGGCGAGGGCGACGAGGAGACCGCUCGGUGGCGUAAUCCCUGCCGCUGGCGUCUCAACACCGGCGACGAUUCUCGACCGCGACGGCGCCGCCUUUAACCUCGACGACGUCGACUUUGUGCUCGGCGUCAACCUGCGCGGCGUUUUGGAUCUCGUGAGCAAGUCGGUCGAGCAGAUGGCCAAGAGCGAGGCCGAUACCGACGGCGAGCGUGGCGUCGUCGUCAUGGUGGCCUCCUCUGCCGCAUUUGACGGCCAAAAGGGCCAGCUGUCGUACUCGGCGAGCAAGGGAGCGGUGGCGGCCAUGACGCUGCCGAUGGCGCGAGACCUGGCCCGGUACGGGAUCCGCGUCGUGACGAUUGCGCCGAGCCUGUUCGAGACGCGCAUGACGAGCAUGAUGUCGGCCAAGGUGCGCAAGAGCCUCGAGGCCACCUUUGAGUUCCCGAAGCGCUCGGGCAGGCCGGACGAGUUUGCGUCGCUCGUGAGGCAGUCGAUUGAGAACUCGAUGCUCAACGGCACCGUCAUCCGGCUCGAUGGUGGCUCGCGGCCUUCCAAGAUUUAG